Messenger RNA from Teleopsis dalmanni, 1139 nucleotides. RefSeq lists its product as uncharacterized. NCBI's taxonomy places the organism in Eukaryota, Metazoa, Arthropoda, Insecta, Diptera, Diopsidae. The transcript has 2 exons. The record is from RefSeq and is a predicted model, not a curated record. The coding region runs from base 478 to 867 and encodes 129 amino acids.
UAAAUUUCAAUACUGACUCCAAUAAAAUUUCAUUCGAUAAUGUCAAGUGCAGACAUAAUGGAAUCUCGUAUGGGACAAUAUGGAAUUGCUAUUUGCAUGCAUCAUUAAAUGAUCUAAAGACGACAUUAAUCGCCUUUAACAGCUGUACAGAAAUAUGACUUCCAAAAUUGGCAAGCAAUGGGAAAAGUAGUAGGUGAUCGUUCUGAUUAUCAAUGCUUUAUACAAAACAAAGUACAUGUCCGCUAUUACUUACGGAAUCGUUACGAAAAGUGGGAGAAAAAGCAUGAUACUAAAUUGAUUGUGUUAGUAAAUAAAAACACUACCAAUAAUAUUACUGAUUGGACUGCAGUAACAACCUACAUGUUAUAGGUUUAGACCCAGAAAUGUUGUUAUAACGCGUUAAACAGUAGACUAAAGCCAAAGAUAAAUCAUAGUUGAUCCAUUUUCAUCAGAAGAAGAUCUUAAACUCAUGGGUAUAUGAAGAAACUCAUGAGAAUGAAGAAAUAUGGAGAGAAAUUGAAAGUUAUACGAGUACGUCUUCAUAUGUCGCAUGACACGACAUUACAGUUAUGCACUCGUUGUCUUAAUGCUUAUGAUUCAAAAACUAUUUGGACAAUUGAAGAUGACAUAAAACUAGUAGAUUUUGUCUUAGAACAUGAAACAUCGAAUUGGUUGCAAUUUACAGAAAUAAUUGGCAACCAUAUACGAACCAGUUGCUGUACAUGUAUCAUGACAAUCGAAAAAUACGCAGCCAAGAAUAAAAAUGCAAUGCUUAAAGAUGUACCACGUCAUAAGGUUUUAGAACGGGGUAAUUUAGUAGAAACUAAACAGUCCAGUAAAUUAAAAUACCAGUCAGUAAAACCUUAAACCUAAGAGAAAAAGAUUAACAUCCAUAUCGAUAAAAAGCUGAACGGAAGAAGAGGAAGAGAAAGAAAAAGAAGACGAUAAAAACUGUAAAACAUUUUGGUCAAUGAAAUUGGAUUAUAAAGAGCCUCGUUUAAAGACACCAGUAAAAACUACAACUAAUAAACUACCCAAAAGUAUGGAAAUAUUGCCGUAUUAUUUAGAUCUGCCUAGUACUAGUGAAAGCAUUAGGAACAGUGAUUUUCAGCAAAUAACAAUAUUAAAAUGGAAAAGAG